AUAUUGGAGGUUAUGCAACAGGAGGCACUGUCCACGAAUAAGGGUGAAAUCUGCCUGAAGAUACUCGCCCAUAAUAAUUUAAUUGGUCGCAUUAUUGGCAAGAGCGGUAACACUAUUAAACGCAUUAUGCAGGAUACGGACACGAAGAUAACCGUUAGCUCAAUUAAUGACAUUAAUAGCUUCAAUUUGGAGCGGAUCAUAACGGUGAAGGGCUUGAUUGAGAAUAUGUCACGUGCGGAAAACCAAAUCAGUACCAAGCUGCGCCAAAGCUAUGAGAACGAUCUGCAGGCGAUGGCGCCUCAGAGCCUUAUGUUCCCCGGUCUGCAUCCCAUGGCAAUGAUGUCGACACCGGGCAACGGCAUGGUCUUCAACACGAGCAUGCCGUUCCCCUCGUGUCAAAGCUUUGCCAUGUCCAAGACACCGGCCAGCGUGGUGCCACCGGCCUUCCCCAACGAUAUGCAGGAGACGACAUAUCUGUAUAUACCGAAUAAUGCCGUUGGGGCAAUCAUUGGCACCAAGGGAUCGCACAUACGCAGCAUAAUGCGCUUCUCAAGCGCAUCCCUCAAAAUUGCGCCCCUCGACGCCGACAAGCCGCUGGACCAACAAACGGAGCGCAAGGUCACGAUUGUUGGCACACCGGAGGGUCAGUGGAAGGCGCAGUACAUGAUAUUUGAAAAGAUGCGCGAGGAGGGCUUCAUGUGCGGCACCGAUGAUGUCCGCCUUACCGUUGAGCUACUUGUCGCCAGUUCUCAGGUCGGACGCAUCAUUGGCAAGGGCGGACAGAACGUGCGUGAGCUGCAACGUGUGACGGGUAGCGUCAUUAAGCUGCCAGAACAUGCGCUGGCGCCACCUUCAGGCGGCGAUGAGGAAACACCUGUACACAUCAUUGGGCCAUUCUACAGCGUUCAGUCCGCACAGCGACGAAUUCGCGCCAUGAUGCUAUCGACAAAUCCGCCACCAGUGACCAAAAAACAGAAAGCUGCCAAAGAACAACAAUUGCAACAACAGCAACAACAACAACAACAACAACAACAACAGCAACAACAGCAGAACCUAGCCGGCGCUGCGCCAAGUGGGACUCAACAACAGCAGCAACAGUCGCCGUCGCAGCAGCAGCAGCCGCUGCCGCCGCAAUCGCAUCAUCAAUCGUCGGCGUCGUCGUCGUCGGCGCCACCUGCGCAUCACCAGCAGCAGGCGUCGUCGACAGCGUCCUCACAUCAAUUGCAGCAGCAGCAGCCGUCGCCGCCGCCCGGCAACGCAUCGGCCGCCACCCAACAGCAGCAGCAGCAACAGCAGCAACAGCAGCAGCAGCAGCUGGCGAGCUCCCAGCAGUAAGCUGCAUGCAUGGGGAUAGGGAAGGGCCAGAUGGGGGGGGGGGCAACCCAAAUAGAACAGCAAACAACUUGAAUAACAACACCAAUAAUACAUUAAUAGCAAUAGCAACAACAACAAUAACAACAACAUUUGGAUUUGCCGUGGCAGUUUUCCAUAAACUUUUAUUCCGCUUUAUAUAAUCAGGCAGCAGCAACAACAACAACAAGAAAAGGAAGAAGAAGAAGAAGAUGAACUCUCGUCCCUCAACUUCGACAAACUCGUAAACGCGCUAAAUGCCUGCCCCUCGACUACUGGCAAGGGCAGUAGCAAAGUAAAUUCAAAAUCAUUCAAAAAAUAUAACAGAAUAUAACAGCAACAACAACAGUAACAGCAAAUCGCGACCGCAACAACA
Messenger RNA from Drosophila novamexicana, 1726 nucleotides. RefSeq names its product insulin-like growth factor 2 mRNA-binding protein 1 (gene Imp). The record is from RefSeq and is a predicted model, not a curated record. Lineage: Eukaryota; Metazoa; Arthropoda; Insecta; Diptera; Drosophilidae. The transcript is spliced from 4 exons. Gene Ontology annotation, biological process: regulation of gene expression; nervous system development. Gene Ontology annotation, molecular function: mRNA 3'-UTR binding. The annotation marks the transcript as partial. Gene Ontology annotation, cellular component: nucleus; cytoplasm; cytosol.